GGGGAGAGGGAAAGGGAAAGGGUGCGGAAAUGCGAAAUGUGGAUGUGGAUUGGCAUGUUUGUGUUUGUGUUGCCGAAGGGGGUGGGGAGGGUGGUUGGAUGGAUGAGAAAGAGUUGUGUUUUGACUCUCGAGGAUGUGAAGAUAGGAUAGGAUAAGAUUAUGAGUGUGGGGGGGAAGGGAUGGGAGGGUUUUAUAACCUAUUUGAUCUCGUGAACAAGGGAAUCAAGAUUCCUGAUAGACAUUGUUCCGCAAGCAAUCCAUGAAAGGAAAAAAAGACACAAAGUGAUUAUUCCUCGACCGCAAAAUCAAAGAAACAGUCUCAAACAAAGCCCUCUUAUAUGCCCACCACAAAGAACCUCAAAACAUACAAAGAAACCAAACCCCAGAGAAAACAACCACCCAGCUCAGGACCCAGAGAAUCUUCUCCUCUCCUCUCCUCCAAACAUAGUUUCCCAACAAAGGAAACGGGAUAACACGUACCAAACAAGCAGGACAAAGAAAAAAUGUAUCUUCUAGAAGAAAUGUAAAACAAUGCCUAUUAUCAAACUACAAAGACGCUUCCCAAUUCCAAAAUCGAAGAGGAAGAUUCAUUCAGUAGAUCGAAACAUCCCACCCACCUCUACACCCAGUUUACAAAUUCCAAUUACCAUCUAUCUCCAUUGAUUAACACAACAGUAAACUAGACACUACCCAACCCAACCCACCCAGUUACAGAAACUUCCGCAACCAUGAAAAAGUUUCUCGACCCCCUCCUCCCACAACCGCGCACCACCACGAGAGGAAAAAUCAACACCCCCUCUCCAAGCGACUCCCUCCGCGAGUUUUCCACCACAUCCCUCGAUCUGCUCACGCAGCUCUUGACGCGACUCCCCGGGACUCUCCCCCACGAAUCCUGGCUUCGGGAUCAAGCAGUCCUUAUCCAGAGCUUCCCGCCUUCUCUCCUACACCCCAAAUCUAGCGGUCUAAUCUCCCGCGUCGCCGCAUCCCUAUCCUCGCUUCGGCUCGGCGAAACCAAAGCCGUAUUAUGCGACGUCCACAAACCUCUAAACCCAUAUCUCAUCCGCAAGAUAUUUCUAGAGCUAACCGCGGAAUGCACCACUCGGCUCCGACGACUAACUGCCGAAAUACCUCUCGAACAAUUGCCGGUCAAUGUUCAAGAAUUCGUUCUUCGAAUGAAAAUUCUCAAUAGUAUCUGGAUGCAGCCCGAAUUUUAUCGUCAAGCAUAUCAAGCGCAGCCGUCCGAGCCACGCUACGAACGCGUAGCAUCGGGUUGUGAAGCCUGCAUUCUUGCCACCAUCGGAGGCGAUCGAUCCAUCAUCCGCGACCUCUUCGCCUCGAUCUGGGGGCGCAGAAAGAAGAAUAAGCAAAUGGAUGGCUGGAUCGAUGUCAUCCGUGCAUGGGCAUCAUGGCAAGAAGACUCCGAGGGCUUAACGCAUGAAUCUCACGGUCUCGGAAGAGAGAUCUCUCGAUGCCGCAAACAUCUUCAGACGCUUCGAAGAGACGCACGACGAGAACGCUUGGCUGGAAAUCGCAAUCCUUUUGAGCGAGAUAGCGAGGCCCAAACACUUCUUGGACACGAUUUCCUUGACGAGGAUAAGGAUGAAGACGGAGAUAUUGAGAAUGAAAUUAUAGAUUUCUAUGCAAAUAUGAUGUCGAGAACAUCUCUCGCAACCACAUCAACUCAUGGUUCACAUCCAGCAGAAGGAGUCCAUGCCGCUUUCCGCGACACCGUAGUCUUCUCCGACGGCUUCUUUCACAAUACUUCCAAACCUAUCAAGGAAAGAAGACCAACACUCUAUUCCCGCAGCGAAUACAACUCUUCUCAACUUUCCUACUAUGGAGCUGAAGCCGAAGAGCGCGCCAGCGCCUAUCGAAAACUCGUUGGAACUCCAGAGAAUGUCGCUGCCGAAUCAGAAGAAGAUGAAGAAGAACCUCGUUUCACAGAUCCAUUUGCAGAUCCGUCAGCAAGAAACAAUCGACCUGCUUAUCAUGGAAGUCAUUAUGAGAAUCCACGGGCAUCACCUGCGCCUCCUUCUCCUCGUACUACGAGACAUGAAAACGAUAACAGGGCAAAACAAAAGUACGCACCGCAUCAUCGACGUCCUGAACCUCAAGCAAAUCCUUUCACACGAAAAUCACAUGCUGCUCGCCCUGAAGGUAAGCGCAGUGAUCGGGAAACUCGAGUUAGUGAUUUCAUGAUCUAGAGUAAAGAUAGUAGAGAGAUUUUGGGGUAUGAAACA
Messenger RNA from Botrytis cinerea B05.10, 2240 nucleotides. RefSeq lists its product as hypothetical. NCBI's taxonomy places the organism in Eukaryota, Fungi, Ascomycota, Leotiomycetes, Helotiales, Sclerotiniaceae. The record is from RefSeq and is a predicted model, not a curated record. The transcript has a single exon. The coding region runs from base 729 to 2204 and encodes 491 amino acids.